Salmo salar (Atlantic salmon) is the source of this 4966-nucleotide messenger RNA. RefSeq lists its product as uncharacterized. The record is from RefSeq and is a predicted model, not a curated record. Gene Ontology annotation, molecular function: protein binding. Gene Ontology annotation, cellular component: extracellular matrix. NCBI's taxonomy places the organism in Eukaryota, Metazoa, Chordata, Actinopteri, Salmoniformes, Salmonidae.
CAUACCACCUGUUUUCCCUACCCAGAGGAUGAUCAUGGGGACAACACAGACACCCACAUGGGUGUUAAUAUGGAUGGCACUGGUGAUUGGUUUAACUGCCUCUCAAAGUGAGGAUACACCAAAGACCACAGUUAACAUCAUCCCCUCAAUGUCAAGGAUACCUGAGAUUGCAGGAGUGAGUCCUAUACAUAAUGGCCAAGUCUGCAGUACGUGGGGUAACUACCACUUCAAGACCUUUGACGGAGACAUCUUUCAGCUCCCCUCCACCUGCAACUAUGUUGUGACCUCACUGUGCCAUAGCAGUUAUGAGGAUUUCAACAUCCAGAUGAGGCGGCAGGUGGUGGACAACCAGCCCACCAUUAGCAAGAUAACCAUGAAGCUGGAUGGCACAGUGGUGGAGCUAUCCAAGGGUUCCGUUGUUGUUAAUGGGAAUAAUGCCACCUUACCAUUCAGCCAGUCUGGUAUUCUCAUUGAAGAGACUCCCUCCUACAUCAAGAUCAAAGCAAAACUGGGAUUGGUAGCCAUAUGGAACCAGGACGAUUCCUUCUUGGUGGAGAUGGACAUCAAAUUCAGAAAUAAGACCUGUGGUCUAUGUGGAGAUUUUAAUGGAAUUCAGCAAUUUGAUGAGUUCUAUAGCCAUGGUAUGAAAUUGUCCCCUGUCGACUUCGGAAACUUCUGGAAAUUGGAUGGACCCACUGAAAGCUGUACUGAAAACACACUGCCUUCAAAUCAGAAAUGCCCCAAUCUGAAACCAGUUUGUGAGCAGUUGCUCUCCGGUCCUGCCUUCAGCAGCUGUAAGGACUUAUUGGCCAUUGACUCAUUUGUUGAGGCCUGUGUAUCUGACCUGUGCCACUGUGAUAACAGCACCAAGUCCUUCUGCCUGUGCAACACUAUCUCAGAGUACUCCCGCCAGUGUGUUCAUGCAGGGGGGAAGCCCAAGCAAUGGAGGAGUGAACAGUUCUGCUAUAAGACAUGCCCCUUCAACAUGGAGUACAAGGAGUGUGGAAACCCCUGUGUUGACACCUGCUCCAACCCUGAGAGAGGCCAGCUGUGUGAGGAACACUGCUCAGAUGGCUGCUUUUGUCCUCCAGGAACCGUUUUUGAUGACAUCAACAAGAAUGGUUGUAUCGCCUUGAGUCAAUGCUCCUGCCGCCACAAUGGAAAAACCUACGCACCCGGAGAGUCUUAUUCAAGCACUUGUAAAGAUUGCUCCUGUGCUGGUGGUCAGUGGAAGUGUGUGGACAAGGACUGUCCUGGCACCUGUGCUGUGGAGGGUGGAUCCCACAUCAACACCUAUGAUGGAAAAACCUACACCUUCCAUGGGGACUGCUCUUAUGUUCUGACUAAGGACUGUGAUGGGAUGCAAUUCACUGUACUGGGGGAUCUGGUGCAGUGUGGGCUUUCUGACAGUGAGACUUGUCUAAAGGCUGUUACCCUGUCCCUCUCAGAAGGAGCCACUGUGAUCAACAUACAACCCAAUGGAAAAGCCUUUGUAAAUGGAAUCUAUUCUCAGCUGCCCUUUUCUGCUGCUGGAGUAACUAUUUUCAGAGCCUCCUCAUUUUUCAUCAUCAUCCAGACCACCUUUGGCCUCCAGUUGGAAAUCCAACUCUCACCAAUAAUGCAGGUCUAUAUUGCUGCAAGCACCGUUUGGCAGCAGAGAACUUGCGGUCUUUGUGGAAACUUCAACAACAACCAAGGAGAUGAUUUCAAGGUCCUGAGUGGAGUGACUGAGGGCACAGCCAUUGGUUUUGCAAACACCUGGAAAACACGAGCCAGCUGCCCAGACAUCAAGAGUAGCUUUGAAAGCCCCUGCAGUUUAAGUCUUGACAAUGAGAAGUAUGCCCAGCACUGGUGCUCUCAGCUGGCUGAUCCUAAAGGGUUGUUUGCUCCAUGCCACACAGCAAUAAGCCCAGACAUGUACAAAGAAAACUGCAUGUAUGACAGCUGUAACUGUGAGAAGAGUGAGGACUGCAUGUGUGCUGCCGUCUCCUCUUAUGUCCACGCUUGUGCUGCCGAGGGUAUCCAGCUCAGCGGCUGGAGAGACACUAUCUGCAACAAAUACUCCACCUCGUGCCCUAGCACCAUGGUCUACAGCUACAGCAUAAAAAGCAGUGAUCGCUCCUGCCGCUGCUACAGCGACUCUGACUUUACCUGUUCAAUCACCUUCGAGUCUGUGGAUGGGUGUGUCUGUUCUGAGGGAACCUACCUGGAUGAUGAGGGAAAGUGUGUUCCACCAGCCAGCUGCCCUUGUUAUUACAAGGGCUCAGUGGUGUCCCCUGGAGAGGUCAUGAGCAAGGAUGGAACCAUGUGCACCUGCAAGGAGGGAAAACUCCGUUGCAUUGGAGAUUCACCCGAUCAGCCAACAUGUGUUGCACCAAUGGUUUUCUUCAACUGCUCCAAUGCAAGCCCAGGAGUGAGAGGGUUAGAGUGUCAGAAGAGCUGCAACAUUCUGGAUAUGGCCUGUAUCAGCACAGAAUGCAUAUCAGGCUGUAUGUGUCCCUCUGGACUGGUAUCCGAUGGAAAAGGAGGCUGCAUCAAGCCAGACCUUUGUCCUUGUUCUCACAAUGGAGCUACUUACCAACCAGGAGACAGCAUCAAGGUCGACUGCAAUACCUGCACUUGUAAAGACAGAAAAUGGCAGUGCACAACUAACCUGUGCCAUGGAACCUGUGCCAUUUAUGGAGAUGGACACUACAUUACUUUUGAUGGGAAACGAUUCACUUUUGAUGGAGACUGUGAAUACACACUUACAAAGGACUACUGUGGUAGCAACAAUGCCAAUGGCAGCUUCAGAGUCAUCACUGAGAACAUCCCUUGUGGAACAACAGGCACCACCUGCUCCAAGGCCAUUAAGCUCUUCCUGGGGAACAGUGAAUUAAUUCUGACAGAAGGGAACUACCAAGUCAUUGAGAGAAAUACAGGGGAGGCGGUUCCUUACCAGAUUCGCACAAUGGGCAUCUACCUUGUGAUUGAAGCCAAUAAUGGUUUGAUUCUCAUGUGGGACAGGAAAACAAGCAUGUUCAUCAAACUGAACCCACAGUUCAAGGGACAUGUCUGUGGUCUGUGUGGAAACUAUGAUGGCAAUGCAAACAAUGACUUCACUACCAGGAGCCAGGCAGUUGUUGUCAAUUCUCUAGACUUUGGAAACAGCUGGAAAGUCUCUGCAAGCUGCCCCGAUGCAAAGAGCAAAAGGAGCCCCUGUACUGCCAACCCUUACAGGCAGUCUUGGUCACAGAAGCAGUGCAGCAUCAUACAGAGCAAAGUUUUCACAGACUGCCAUUCUAAAGUGGACCCCUCUCCUUUCUACGAUGCUUGUGUGACAGACUCAUGUGCUUGUGACAGUGGUGGAGACUGUGAGUGUUUCUGUACUGCUGUGGCAGCUUAUGCAGAGGCCUGUAAUGAGGCUGGAGCCUGCAUAGCCUGGAGAAGCCCACAAAUCUGCCCACUGUUCUGUGAUUACUAUAACCCCACUGGAGAAUGUGAGUGGCACUACAAGGCAUGUGGAGCUCAGUGUAUGAAGACCUGCAGGAAUCCCUCUGGGAGCUGCUCAACUCAGAUACCACCCCUUGAAGGUUGCUAUCCAAAAUGUCCUCCUGCUCAACCCUUCUUUGAUGAAGAUAUAAUGAAGUGUGUGGAGAAGGAGCAGUGUGGCUGCUAUGGCAGAGAUGGAAAACACUACAAUAAUGGAGAAAAAGUACCAACCACAGAAAACUGCCAGACAUGCUAUUGUAAUUCCGUGACAGUGGACUGCAAAUACGAUGAACAAGCUUGCACUUGCACCUACAAUGGGAACAAAUACCCCUAUGGGCAUAUCAUAUAUGAUACAACAGAUGGACAUAGGAGCUGUAUAACAGCAGUUUGUGGGAAGAAUGGAACCAUUCACAGGGACAUGUACCUAUGUUCAACUACAACUCCAAUUCCUUCUACUCUAUCUUCGAUUGUCCCUACCUCUACAUCAUCCUCUACAGUGACAACAAAUGUUUUCACUUUCUCAACACCAACACCAACUGCGCCAACCACAACUUCAACAGAGACAACAGUGUCUCCAACAACCUUUACUACUACAUGUGGAUAUCCAUGUGUGUGGUCACAAUGGUUUGAUACCACAUUCCCUACACUUGGAACUCCAGGAGGAGACUCUGAAACCUACAACAACAUAAGAGCAGAGGGACACGAUAUAUGUGAGAAGCCAAGCAAGAUUCAAUGCAGAGCCGAGAAGUACCCAAAUGUUAGCAUAAGCCAAGUGGGCCAAGUGGUGCAGUGUGAUGUAGCAGAAGGGUUGACUUGCAGAAAUGAAGACCAGUCAGGCAAAUUCCCACUGUGCUUUAACUACCAAGUUCGAGUCCUCUGCUGUGAUGAAAAUCUUUGCACAUCUAAGUCUACAACCAUUGCACCAACAACUACAAUGCCACCUGUUACAACAACAAACAAAAACGCAACCACCUCCACUAUAUCAACAACCACGUUGAAUACAAAUCCCCCAAACUGCACAGUUUGUGAGUGGUCACCUUGGUAUAAUGUGGACUAUCCUCAAUUUGGUCCUGGGGGUGGCGACAAUGAAUCAAUUAAAAAGAUUCUAGAAUCUGGAAAACAUAUUUGUGAAAAACCAGUGGAUGUCAUGUGCCAAGCAGUGCGAUAUCCAGGGGUCCCAUUGUCUGAAUUAGGACAAGAUUGUAGAAUGUAAUACGAAGGUUGGACUAAUAUGCCAGAACAAAGAUCAAGGCAUUCCUCCAAUAUGCCUUGACUAUGAAAUUAAGGUGAAGUGUUGUAAGACUGUGAAAUGUCAAACUACAACACCAGAAACUACAACAAGAUCUACUGUCACAGCUGCAACAUUGUCAACAUCCACAUUAACUACAUUAACAAGUAAACCAACGACAAUCACUACUCCUCCAACCUCAACUCAAACUCUAACCACAACUACAACUCCUACCACUACUCCAACACCCAAUACCACAAUCUUAAC